Wyeomyia smithii (pitcher-plant mosquito) is the source of this 2088-nucleotide messenger RNA. Its product is annotated as polyserase-2-like. Gene Ontology annotation, biological process: proteolysis. The coding region runs from base 94 to 1827 and encodes 577 amino acids. NCBI's taxonomy places the organism in Eukaryota, Metazoa, Arthropoda, Insecta, Diptera, Culicidae. The transcript has 4 exons. Gene Ontology annotation, molecular function: serine-type endopeptidase activity. The record is from RefSeq and is a predicted model, not a curated record.
UUGCAUUGCUCACAUGAACCGUAAUCAAAAUCAAUCAUUCCGCAUAGGAGAGCAGUUCUUAUCGGACGUGUUUCAGUUUUAGUUGUGGCAGCAAUGUCAAUCGCAAACAAAAUCUUUUUUUUCGCGAUCCUUCUGCUUGUAACUAGUCUACACGAGAAUAACGCUGAAUACCAGUGUGGAAAGCUAAGCCGGCGGGCAGGUUUCGUGAUUAAUGCCGAUGAGACGGAAAACGUCUGGCCCUGGCAUGUCGCUGUCUACAAUGUAAGCGAUAAGUAUAUAGCCGGUGGAACGAUCGUUAGUGAUCGUUUCGUAUUGACGGCAGCUCAUGUGACCUUUCGGAAUGAACAUAUUGCGUUGCAUCCCUUCGAGCUGCACGUCAGGAUGGGUAUUCACGAUUUGACCAAUCCCCAGAAUUACACGCGCUACGGUAAUGUAUCCAAGAUUAUUCGGUAUCCGAACUACGACACCAAACUGUUGAUGAAUGAUCUGGCAUUACUGAAAUUGGUUGAACCAAUUGAGUUUAGUGUUUACAUAGCACCAAUUUGUUUGUGGCCGACGGAUGGACCGGACUUAGACAACGUAGCGGCCAAGCAACAGGGUACCGUUGUUGGUUGGGGAUUCACAGAGAAUAGUACGGUUUCACAGGUUCUGCGGGAAGCUAAAAUGUCGAUCAUAGAUUUCCAGAGCUGCGCUGAGAAUACGAAAUCGUUCCAGCAGUUACUAGCCAAGGGUAAAAACUACUGCGCCGGGAAUCGAGGUGAAACAACCGUUUGUAGGGGCGAUAGCGGCGGUGGAAUGUAUUUUAUGAUCGACUUCACCUGGUACCUGAGAGGUAUCGUUAAUCAGGGCACUCCCACGCAAGACACUCGGUAUCCGUGCGAUCCAAGCAAGGAGGUACUUUUUAUGGAUGUUCCGUACUAUCAAAAGUGGAUUGAGCGGUACACUCUACCGGAGCAACACAACCGACUGGCACUGCGUAAGUGUGGUUUGGGAAUUUACGUGGAAUCGGCACAGAAGAUAAAUAAAGUACUGACAGCGGACAGAAAUCCGUGGAUGGCUCAUCUGCACUAUCUCUUUUGGGACCGUUUCUACGUGAGUGAUUGUCAUGGGAUUCUUGUUCAUCCGGAGUUUGUACUGACGCUUGCCAGAUGCAUUGUAAAACAAGCCAACCGAGAACUAUUACACGUUGUGCUAGGUGAGUCAACGAUAGGACCGAACCCGUUUGAUGGAAGCCAGCACGACGUUCUAUUCAUCGGCAUCAGCGACACGUUCAUACAUGAUAAAUUCGAACAGAAUCGAUAUGGCUACGAUGUGGGGCUUGUUCAUUUGACCAGGGCAAUCGACGCCAACAGAGACAUUGCCACCCCGAUAUGUUUGCCAGCUAGACUCGAACCGAAUCCGUACUUUGUCCUUACGGCGUGGUACCGCCGAGAUGACCAUCCUAAAGAGCUUUCUUCUUCAUUGCUUCAGCCAGUACGGUUCUUCUCCUGCAGUUCGCUGUACAAUCGGGCAGGAAUGGCGAUUUCAGCGGAUUCGUUCCUCAACUGCUAUCAACACUGCAAACUAUCGGAAAAUGUGAAAGCCAACGGAACCUACACUUGCGAGUUGAUAUAUGAGAAAGACUGUCGAUUUCCGCUAUCCGGUGGACCGGUCUUCUACACCAAACAUGACGGCUACAGCACGUACACUUAUCUGGCUGGUAUGCGAUCGUUCGGGUCAGCCGAUUGUAAGGACAAGCUGAAUGAUAUUUACACGGAUGUUGUGAUGCUGGGACCAUGGAUUUCCAAAACAAUCGAAGAAAACGCCCUGUUUGUCGAUAAAAUCUAGCACGGUAGAGUUAGAGACUUUUAUUAGUUCGUUCCAAUGUCACUUACUUAAAGGAGGUAACAUAAAUGGUGAUUAUUUUUUUGAAUUUUCUAAUUACACUAAUUUUCAAUUAGAUGCGUCAUUAAGUACAAUAAGUUUAUUCUAAUCAAAUUACCAUGAUCGGUUCGCCCUUAUCAGGGCUGCAUUAAAAUGGACAUAGUUCAUUUUGUUUCACUGUCUCUAUCGACUGUUGCGAGUAGAAUAAAUAAAAAAAAAACUAAG